UUACAGAUUUCAUUUUUCUUGGCUGUGAUAUGGGGAUGUGCAUUGAUUUAUUUUUUAUUUAGUGAAGUUAUGUAUUCACCUGCGUAUGCCUCACCAUUUGUACUUGUUUCAUUCAUGACAUUUUACCUUUUCAAUCCAUUCAAUUUUGGUCAUGCAAGAGCACGUCGUUGGCUAUUACGUAUAUUGGGACGGAUAUUCAGAGCUCCAUUUGCUCAAGUGUCUUUCGCAGAUUUCUGGCUUGCAGAUCAAUUAAAUAGUUUGAAUUUUAUAUUUCCAGAUAUAGCUUAUUUUAUUUGCUUUUAUUCAUCCCAAAUUGACUGGGCCAAUGGGAUGAGUUAUAUACCACCGGUAACAAUGUCAUCAUCAUCACCAAUUUCACUGGUCAUAGCGCCUGCUAGUGAACAUUCUAAUUUUACAAGUUCAACUCUUCCUACCUGUGCUUUCAAUUCAGAUAAAAUUAUAGCUGAUAGUUGCCGGUGUGAAGGAUUAUUAUUUGGUUUAGAUCCAAUUUUGAGGAUAUUGCCUGCAUGGUUUCGUUUUGCCCAGUGUUUAAGGCGUUAUCGAGAUAUGGAUGUAAAGAAAGCAAAUCCUCACUUACUGAAUGCUGGUAAAUAUUCUACAACAUUUCUGGUAGCAUCCUGUGGUGUUUGGUUGGCGAUUGAUAAAGACGGCACGUUUCCACUAGUAGCAUAUGUUAUUUCCAGUUUUAUUCGAUCCAGUUAUACAUACGCUUGGGAUAUUUUAAUGGAUUGGGGUCUGUUAGACUGUCAAUCAGAAAAUAAUUUACUACGUGAUGAACUAGUCUACAGAUAUAAAGCUUAUUAUUUCAUUGCAAUUGCUGAAGAUUUAAUAUUUCGUUUAACUUGGAUUAUUCGUUUAUUCUUUCUACGUUAUGGAUAUGAUAGAAUGGAGAUAAUUGUUACAAUAUUGUAUACGCUUGAAGUUAUUCGACGUUUUAUAUGGAAUUUCUUUCGAUUGGAAAAUGAACACUUGAAUAAUUGUGGUCAAUUCAGAGCAGUUCGUGAUAUAUUUAUUACACCUUUACCUAAAAGACCACCUCGAACAUCAUCUCUAACAACAUUUGAAAAUCCUAAUUCACAUAAUUCUGGUAUUUCAAAAUUUAUUCGUUCAAAUCUUACCUCAAAAAAUGCAGUUCAACUGCUUGCCUACUCUCCAGUCGCUGGACGCAGGAGUGUACCUGAUUUGUUAGGAGAAAAAACUUUUGAUCCAUCGCAUAAAACUAGUCAUUUCCAAGCAUGUGAUGGAUUAGUUAAUCAAAGAAGAAUUGGUGUUGUCGAAUCUGAGUAUGAACCCUCGCCCACGCUUAAAAUGCCGUCAGAAAAUGAGGAAAUAUUACCAGAUACAAUGUAUAAAAAUCCCAUACAUCGAAUUUGGAAACAAUUGAAGUCUUUAGGGAAAGAGUCAACAAAAAAUGUAAAGCAGUGUAAUUAUGAAAUGUCAUCUGUUGAAUGUACAAAUAAUCUCUGUCCUAAUAAACCAACAUUCACCUUAUUUAUUGAUAGUGAAGAUGUUCAUCAUACUCCAGAGCAUUCACCUGCUCUGUUCUGUUCUGGAGAAAGGAAUUUUUCAUCCUCUCAGAGAUCACCGGAUAUAGUAAUAAACCAACCAAAAUUAAAUCUUUCUGGAGUUUCAAAGCCUCGUGUUUUUGUAAGAGAUAAACGUGUGCUAAUAUUAGAUCGUCAAACAGAUAAGGAAUGGGGAGAACCUUAUGAAAAAUGUAAACUUGAUAAAUGUAAAGUUACAAUAAAUGAUUACCCAAUGCCAUCGUCAUCAUCAUCAUCAAAAACUUCAAUCAUGAAGUCGAGUACCUCUCAACAGCCUGUGGAUCAACACUGUGAUAAUGAUAAUGAUGAUAGGGAUCCUGGAAAUAGCUUCAAUAUCAACACAAAUUUAGACUCUCCAGUAUUAAAGCGUAAUUCAUCAACCAUUGAAGGCUUACAUCAUUCAAAUACAUCAACUACAUUUGUAAGCCAAGAUAAUUUAAACCUUGAUGAAUUAGGCACUGAUGUAUUAAAUCCAAAUAAUACUGUAAGUGGUGAACAUAAAACAAAUAGUGUUCCAGUGAAUGUUGGGGUUGAAGAUCAAUGGAAAUGUUCUAUACCGAUUGCAACUAUUUCUGAUUGUGAAUCUACUAAUAUUUCUUCGAAUAAACUGUGAUUGUAUAAUUAUAUCACAGCACCACAAUAAGCUGACAAAUACCAGUGCAAAACGUUUAGCAUAAUAUAUUCACAUUUACACAGAAGGCAAUAAUUUCUGCAAUUUUCUUCUCCCCUCAAUUUAUGAAUUAUCUUACAUCACCUUUAAUUUUAUCAGUAGAAUAUUUAUUAGUCUGUAUCUGGAGAAAAUGAGAAAUUAUAUAUAUACGUGUAGAUGGAUGGAUGGAUGGAUGAAGUGAACUCAGCCUUUCUUUUUUUUAUCUUAAGUUAUAAAUUUUCUAUUAGAAAAUAAAAACAAAUGAUUAUAUUUUGAAAUUUAAUUAAUAUUGUUAUUAUUAGUAUUAUUAUUACCAUUGUUAUUACUAUUACGAUGGUCCUCUUUUAUUUUUCUUUCAUAUAUAUAUAUAUAUAUAUAUA
Trichobilharzia regenti is the source of this 2594-nucleotide messenger RNA. NCBI's taxonomy places the organism in Eukaryota, Metazoa, Platyhelminthes, Trematoda, Strigeidida, Schistosomatidae. The record is from the annotation of a GenBank genome assembly.